AUGGACUAUACACGGCUGCGAGCCGCCGCCCUCCGUGACGGCGAGGCCGAGGAGGCGGUGACGGUCGACACGCGGGCUCUGAUCGACAAGGUCUUGGCCCGCUACUCGGGCGAAUGGACGACGCUCCGGGAGCUGAUCCAAAAUGCGGCGGACGCGCAGGCCACGACGGUCAAGAUCAAGUGGGAGACGCUGCCAUCGACGACGGUGCCGCUGCCGACGGUGCCGCAGCCAACAGCCACAGAUGCGGCGGAUGGCGGCGACAGAGCCUCGAGUGACCUCCUCCGCCACACGAUCCUGCACCACACGCUGCGACGGCUGUUGGUCGAGAAUGACGGGCAGGCGUUUGCGGCGACAGACUGGGCGCGGCUCAAGCGUAUUGCUGAGGGCAACCCGGACGAGACCAAGAUCGGGGCCUUUGGCGUCGGGUUCUACAGCGUCUUUGCCGACUGCGAGGAGCCUUUUGUCAGCUCGGGCAGCGAGGCCAUGGCCUUUUACUGGAAGGGCAACGCGCUGUUCACGCGCAAGCUGGUCGUGCCGGCCGACCAGCGCAGCCCGACGGGGGCGACGACGUUUGUGCUCGACUACCGCAACGCCACAACGGCCCUGCCAAACCUGCUGUCGGUCAGCCAGUUCCUGGCAUCCAGCCUGACGUUUGUGGCCCUGCAGCGCAUCGAGUUCUGGAUCGACGACUGGAAGCUGCUCGACCUGCACAAGACGCUCUCGCCGAGCACGGUCGUGCCCAUUCCACGUGACCUCAGCACACGCACCAAGGACGGGCUCAUGACCGUGGCCGCGGUCGAGUGGUCCAGCGCCCAGAUCGACGCCGUCUACAUGAACGCCGUCGGCUGGAAGCCGCCCGCGUCAGCAGUCAACAGCGCGUCGGGGUCGUCGGGCGGCAGUAGCUCGGCCGCGGCCUCGGGCAAGACCACCGACUCGUACGGGCUCUCGGCCGCGGAUAUGCCGUCGCUGCGCAGUUUCUUCUCGCGGCUGACCAGCUCGGCAACAGCGUCGGCGACGGCCCUGGCCAGCCAGCGCAGCAAAGCAGCCCGCGAGGAGAAGGCGGCCCAGGAUGCCCUGCAGCAGAACCUUACCGGGCUCGAUCGGGCGUCCAUCUUCCUCCGGGUCACCUCGGCCAAGGUGCAGACCAAGGUAGCAGCCAGCUUUGCGGCCGAGCUAGAGCGCGCGACCAAGAAGCCACCGCCCAAGAUGACCAGCAUGGCCAUCCUCACGUCAUCGUACGAGGACGUGCUCACGUCCGGCGCGAAGACGGUGGCGACCACAACCGGGGCCGACGUGUUUGCCUCGGUGCUGCCCAGCAAAAAGCCCGGCGGGCGGAUCUUUAUCGGAUUCCCAACGAUGCAGACGACAGGCGGUGGACUGCACGUGUCAGCGCCGUCGCUGAUCCCGACAGUCGAGCGCGAGGCCAUCGACCUUAACGCGCGCUGGGUGCGCAACUGGAACAUGGAGCUGCUGCGGGCGUCGGGUAUCCUGACGCGACUGGCCUUUGUCAAUGAGAUGGCCGUGCUGGACAGCAAGUUCCGGCAGCACCUCGAGAGCACCAACCGAGGCAGCAAGGGCAGCCGGUUGCCGACGCCGACGGCCGAAGACGUGGCCCGGUUCGUGCCCGAGGCGCUGCACAUUCUCAAGACCUACACGUUUGGCGAUUCGACACCGAGUGCAUACGUCGGGCAGAUCAUCGAGGAGGCCUUCUGGACGGCGUACAGGGUGCCGGCGAUCGACGUGUUCUCGACGCGCGGCGUGCUGUCGACGGCCAAGGUGCGGAUGGGCGACGAGCGGAUCAGCCGGUUUGUGGACGGGAUCCCGGUCGUGGUGGCGGAGAUGAAGGACAGUCCGUUUGUGCACAAGCUGCAUGAGUUUGGCAUCCUGCACGACAUCACGAUCGACGACGUGCGAUCGGAGCUGGAGUCGAAGCCGCUGGACCGGGAGAAGCUGACGCACUUUGUCAAGUGGCUGGCAGCAUGUGCAGCAUCUGGCGACCUGGAUCCGCCCAGCGUGCGGUCUCUGCUUCGAGCCGGCAUCGCCAGCAUCGCGGAGACGGAGGACGGAGGCGGUGGGGACGACAAUCCGAUCCAGUCGUACAUUGUCGAGCUCGACACGAUCCGCAACUUUCUGUCAGGCAACAAGAUUCCGGCCAGCCUGCCGUUGCCGCCGACGACGAUUCCGUACUCGAUCACGAGCACGAUUCCGCACAGCCAGCUGCAAGCGCUGGGCUGGACGCCGCUGGAUCUGGUGCCGUGGCUGGAGUACCUAAUGGGCGCGCGGGCGCGGCUGGGCGAGAAGCGGGACAUGACCAAGUCGGCCACAUUUGCGGCGCAGGUGCUGAUGGUACUGUCGAAGAACUGGGACAACGUAUCGGCAGCGCAGCGGCCGGUAGUGUUGGCGAUGCUGGAGGCGCAGACGACGAUGCCGACGAAGAUGGGCAUGCGACGGCCACCGGACGCCUUCUUCCCGUCGGUCAAGCUGUUUGAUGACCUGCCGACGCUGGCGCCGAGCUGCCACGGCCUCAAGGAGAAGUUUCUGGUGGCGCUGGGCGUGCGCAAGACGAUUGACCUGGACACGAUCUUCACGCGACUGCUGAGUCAGCCGACAGCAGACUCGAAAAGUGGCGGUGGCAGCAAAGGACCGGAGGUAGACAGCAAGAAAUGGAGUCACGUGGAGCUGGCCAAGUAUCUGGCAUCAGUGCGGACAGACAUUCCAGCGCGAGACUUUGCCAGGCUACGGGACUCGGCCAUCUGUCCGGCCGAGGCAGGUCCAGCAGGCAAGGAAUGGACGGUGCCGAGCACGAAGCUGUACCGAGCAGCAGAGUUGUUUGAGCCGUGUAGCGAGAUCCGGGAGCUCGGGUUUGCGAUCAUGCAAUGGCCGGGCGUGCCGGGCUCAUACCGACGCAACUCGCCGGAAGGCGGGCUCCUGUCCAGCCUGGGGCUCCGGAUCUGUCCGUCGGUGCCGGAACUGGUGGCCAAGAUGGCGUCUCCCGACCGCAACCUGCGCGACAAAGCGCGUGCCUACUAUAUUGCCAACCACCAGACGAACGGAUAUCAGGCGUUUAACAUCUCGCUGACCGACAAGGCGAUCCUGCCGGUGGCGAGUGACGGCAGCAGCGGCAGCAGCAGCAACGAGAAGCAGCUGGAACAGCUCGCACGGCCGAUGGGAUGCUACACCAACCCAGAUGCGGCAAUUCUCGGCUUUCCGAUCCUGCGGGCAGACCUACUGCCGCACGCGGCUAAAUUCGGCGUGCCGCGUGACCCUCCCAUAAACAGCUGUGUGAAACGGCUGCUGACGAAGCCGCCGCAGAGCCAUAAAGAGGCGGUGGUGGUGUUUGGGUAUUUCUCGUCACGGCUGGCGGACAUCCGAGGCGACGCGCUCCGACAGCUACAGCAGGCGCGCUUUGUGCCGGUGACCAAGCGCAGCGGGUGGACAGACAAGGGUCAGCGGAUGUCUAUGGCAACGGCAGCAGCGACAGCAAAAAUGGAACACGUCAAGCCCGAGGCCUGCUAUCUCGGCGUGUCGUCGACGUACGGCGACAUCUUUGACUUUGUGGACUUUGGACGCAGCGCGAACGCCUUUCUGUUCCAGUGCGGGUCAAAGAUGGAGCCGACAAAGGUAGAGCUGGCCCGACAGGCCUGCAAGGAGCCGGCACGGCUGCUCAGCACGCUGCAGACACCAGAACGGUACCUCAACCUGCUGCGGUCGCUGGCGGAAGACCUGCCGCGACUGAAGGAGGACCGGGAGCUGUUUGGGCUGAUGCAGACGGCGCCAUUCCUUCUGGCAUCACGCGAGGCCGUUCCGACGACGGGAGCAACAGAAACAGAAGAGGAGACGCCAGUGCGGCAGUUCCAGCUGGCGGCAGCGGGCCAGAUUGCGGUGUUGGACGACUACAUCAGCUACCGGCUAUUCAAGGACAAGCUGAUGUGUGCGCCGGAAGAGGACGUGUUGGAGACGUUUUACCUGGCACUGGGAGCGCAGGUGCUGAGCAGCAUCGUGCAGGAGGAGAUCCAGAUUGGGCGACACAGCAGCGACCAGACGCAGGCUGCGCUGCUGCGCAAAUACGUGCUAGAGCGGUCCAAGAUCUUUUUGCACGAGUACCAAAAGUACCGGCGUGACGUGAUCCGACACGACCACCGCUGGCUGGAGAAGCACCUGCGGGUAGAGAUUGUGCAGAGCGUGGCGCUGCGGCGAUCGCUGCGCGGUGGCGGCGGCACGGAGACGCACACGGAGAAGCGGUCGGCGGCGAGUGCGCGCCAGACGGGCGGUCAUGUGCUGUACAUCUCGGCACAGGGACCCGUGGACAUGUACCAGGUCGGCCAGGCGGUGUGUCAGGUGGUGCUGAACCGGCCGAGCCAGCAGGCGUACUUUUUCUUUGAGCCGUUCCUGAAGCUGGACCUGCUGGACUUGCGGGCUCGCGGCUACAAUGUUGACCGGAUCCUGCGCGAGAAGGCGGCCGAGGCACGCAUGGCCGAGGAGGAGCGACAGGACGACGAGAUGGACCGACAGCCAGACGCCGGAUCCAUGGACGGCAACAAAGGCAAAGGCCGGGUGACGACGACCGAGGGCGACGGCAACGGCCAGGAGGCCUCGCCGGAAGCCGUGCAGCAGGACAUGCGCAACGCGAUCCGGUCGGGACGGCCGUACGGGUCAUCGACGUUGUUCCAGCCGCCGAGCGAACCGACAGUGCGCCAACAAGCGACAUACUGUGACAGCAAUCAUGCGCACGACCUGGAACACAUCGGGCAGGCACCCGGCGGCACGCCCAUCUACCUGUCACGUGGCACGACCUCUUCCGUGACGGGCUUUCUAGCCGAGCGCCAACCGGCCAUUGCAGCUUUUGAGCGGCUGCUGCGCGACGUUGCCGUCGUCUACGGCCUGGCCAGCACCGUCCUGCACAUCUACCAUGAUGUCGUCGGACCGACGAUUGCCUUUAACAGCGGUGGCAGCAUCUUCUGCAACCUGCGCUUCUUCGAGCAGCUGCACGCAGCCGGCAUCCUGUCGACGGCAGCAACAGCAGUCCAGGCUCGCGUCGAUGCUACCGUCUGGUGGUGGGUCGUGCUGGCUCACGAGCUGGCCCACAACCUGGAGCCCAUUCACAAUGCCCGCCACAGCUUCUACACUGAAUCGUUUGUCCAGCAGUACUUCCACGGUAUGACCAUGCACACGGCUGCGCUCUCGGCCGGCCUAGCCGUCCAACCAGCUGCACUGCCACAGCCGCUCGUCCAGCAGCCCGACGUCGCCCUGCCACCACCGCCUUCGUAUCACCAGGCGAUGCAGACACGUGGACAGGGCCGGAGCCUGCUUGACUAA
Molecule: messenger RNA, 5316 nt
Organism: Grosmannia clavigera kw1407
Lineage: Eukaryota; Fungi; Ascomycota; Sordariomycetes; Ophiostomatales; Ophiostomataceae
Product: ATPase subunit c domain protein
Exons: 3
Coding region: 1-5316 (1771 amino acids)
Source: RefSeq, a predicted model, not a curated record